Messenger RNA from Echinops telfairi (small Madagascar hedgehog), 1067 nucleotides. RefSeq names its product zinc finger and BTB domain containing 8A (gene ZBTB8A). NCBI's taxonomy places the organism in Eukaryota, Metazoa, Chordata, Mammalia, Afrosoricida, Tenrecidae. Gene Ontology annotation, biological process: regulation of transcription by RNA polymerase II. Gene Ontology annotation, molecular function: DNA-binding transcription factor activity, RNA polymerase II-specific; RNA polymerase II cis-regulatory region sequence-specific DNA binding; protein binding. The transcript has 3 exons. The coding region runs from base 103 to 1008 and encodes 301 amino acids. The record is from RefSeq and is a predicted model, not a curated record.
GCCUCUCCACACCCAGGCCAGCUUGGACUUGGAGCCUUUCCUUUCUUACUUCAUUCACUUGGCUUAACUGGGUUUAGGAGCCGUAUCUAUAUAGUUAACAGGAUGGAGAUCUCCUCUCAUCAGUCUCACCUCCUGCAGCAGUUGAACGAGCAGCGCCGGCAGGACGUGUUCUGUGACUGCAGUAUCCUGGUGGAAGGCAAGGUCUUCAAAGCACACCGGAACGUGCUGUUUGCGAGCAGUGGGUACUUUAAGAUGCUGCUCUCUCAGCACUCCAAGGAGACCAGUCAGCCAGCCACAGCUACCUUUCAGGCGUUCUCCCCGGACACUUUCACCAUUAUUCUGGACUUCGUCUAUUCGGGAAAGCUGUCUCUUACCGGUCAGAAUGUCAUCGAAGUCAUGUCAGCUGCUAGCUUCCUUCAGAUGACCGAUGUCAUUAGUGUCUGUAAGACUUUUAUUAAAUCUUCACUAGACAUCAGCGAAAAAGAGAAAGACCGCUAUUUCAGCCUUUCCGAUAAAAAGGCCAAUUCCAACAGUGCAGAACGCCCCUCUCUGUAUGGUGGUGGUUGGCAAGAAGAAAGCAGUUCGCCACAUCCUCACCUCAGUCCAGAUCAAGGAGCCAAGGGACGGGGCGGAAAGUCAUGGAGUAAGCUUUCCUCCAGUCACCAGUCCACCACCCAAAGGAGUGUUAAACCACCUGUGGCCAAGCAUGAAACAAGUCACACCUACCACGCUGGGGAGCAGGCGCAGAUGGAUGCCGAAGUGCACUCUCCUGCUGGCUCCCAGUACGGCGGCCAAGGACCUGAGGUCACAUCCAGACGUUUUUCAGAUGGGCUGCCCCGGAUGCGAUUCAAGUGCCCGUACUGCACCCAUGUGGUGAAGCGGAAAGCUGACUUAAAGCGCCACCUGCGUUGUCACACAGGAGAAAGGCCCUACCCAUGUCACGCUUGUGGGAAGAGAUUCAGCAGGCUAGACCAUCUAAGCAGCCAUUUUCGAACAGUACGUAUAUGAUUUUUCAUUAUUGUACUUUUUAAAGAACUGUGUACAUUUAUGUGCUUUAGGAUGCUAAA